AUGGAACUGCCCCUUUCCAGCACCAGCGGCGUCGACGGCGUAGCCGGUGACAGGGAGAAGCACGAAAAGAUAACUUGCUACAGCUAUGAUAGCAAGAGGGAGUAUCCGAAUUAUGUCAAGUGCCCCGACUCAGAUUCCUGCUGCGAGACAAUUGAGCAGUGCCGUCCAGAUCGCCUUUGCACUUCAAAGGAGGAUCCCAAGACGCUUAUUAGGGCCCCCUGCGCAUACAAGCCGUGGACAAACAGCUGCGCCCAGGUAUGCCUGUAUGAUAAUAAAGACUCACCUGUCCUGCCCCGAGCAGUGGUGUGUGAACAAACUGGUCCUUCCAGUGGCAGCUAUUGCUGCGACGACAACAGAACCUGCUGCAUCGACAGAGCGGGCUUCUUCUUGGACGAAAACGGUCUGCUGAUCGGCCGUGCGAACGAGACGGACAACUCGACAUUAAGCCCCAAACCUAUCGGGGUGUCUGUCACGGCCCUAAGAAGCAUGGGAUCCGCCAGCGCGACCUCGACGCCCGCACAGUCACCCAUCAAGGACAAGACGGGCUUGUCGACUGUCGACAAGGCUGGCAUAGGCGUAGGCGUUAGCGUUGCGGUGCUACUCGCCAUCAUUGCAGGGACAUUGCUGUUCCUCCGCAGUCAAAGACGAAAGAGACGGACCCGAGCGGACUCUGCCUCCACAGGUGGUAAUAAUAGUACCGGUCCCGGUACCGCUGAUACUGAUGCUCCGACGGAUACGUGGGGAGACGACAAGGAACCACUACCCGGCGAAGAGCAGCGACGAGAGAAGGAAGAGGAACGAGCACACGAGCUGAUGGGCGACGGAGGGACGCCGGAGCUCGAGUCGGUUGAGAGUCCCCGACAUGAAGCUCCUCCGUCGGAGCUACCGGUCGCAAGAGUGCAGCAGACUGAGCCCAUCGAGUUACCAGCCGACCAGCCUACCGGAAAGCCCCGUCGGUCUUGA
Molecule: messenger RNA, 963 nt
Organism: Trichophyton rubrum CBS 118892
Lineage: Eukaryota; Fungi; Ascomycota; Eurotiomycetes; Onygenales; Arthrodermataceae
Exons: 2
Coding region: 1-963 (320 amino acids)
Source: RefSeq, a predicted model, not a curated record